AUGUUUUCGCUAACCAGGGGUAUUGAUUUCUACACCAGUCUGAUGUUUAUUACAGACUUGCAGUAUGACCGGUUUGCGAAAUUAGUUACGCACUUACCGAAGAAUUUGGAACGUACUAAAGCGAUUUCUAGAUCAAAGAAAUUCUUGAUCUAUAACAGGGUACAUUGGCCAGUGCAUGAUUAUCGUACCUACGUGACGAGUCGUCGCCGGAAUACAUGUGAUAUGUUACACAAACAUCGAUCUACUUGUGGUCGAAGAUGGGAUCCUGAUUAUUAUAGUGCACCUAGUCGGCAAAUCACAACAAAAAGCGUCCUCCUCGCAGCAAAGCAGCCUCUCCAUCCUGUGUUCAGGAUUGUUUUCAUCUCAAUUGAGGAAUAUUUUUUUCGACUAUCUAAGGUUAACAAGCUUAUUACAGUGUACCCAGUUCUUUUCAUGGCAAAGAAUUUAUAUUUGUAG
This is a messenger RNA of Amoebophrya sp. A25, 456 nucleotides long. NCBI's taxonomy places the organism in Eukaryota, Dinophyceae, Syndiniales, Amoebophryaceae. The record is from the annotation of a GenBank genome assembly.